Molecule: messenger RNA, 1023 nt
Organism: Fusarium keratoplasticum
Lineage: Eukaryota; Fungi; Ascomycota; Sordariomycetes; Hypocreales; Nectriaceae
Product: PKS-ER domain-containing protein
Exons: 3
Coding region: 1-1023 (340 amino acids)
Molecular function (GO): oxidoreductase activity, acting on NAD(P)H
Source: RefSeq, a predicted model, not a curated record
AUGAAGGAAGCUUUUAUUUCGCCGGAUACUCAAGUCGAGAUUCGAGAAGUGCCAAUCCCGGUUCCAAAGGCCGGUACAAACCCCAAAGAUUGGAAGGUCCCAAUCUUUCUCCAGAAGUCUGUAAACUCUGGCGAUGAUGUUGCAGGUAUCAUCGAGGCGGUAGGUGCUGGAGUGUCCGAGUUCAAGCCCGGAGACCGCGUGGCUGGUAUGCACGAGAUUGGGACAGCACAUGGCUCCUUUGCCGAGUUCGCCAUCACACCUGCUUCUACGACAUUCCAUAUUCCCGACAAUGUUACAUUCGAGGAGGCUGUCACGAUUCCAUUGAAUGGUCUUGUUGCAGCAUAUGGUCUCUAUCACGUCCUUCGUCUACCGGCACCUUGGUCACCCACCGGGAUAAAGAAAACUCCUUUCGUCAUCCACGGCGCUGGAACAGCUAUAGGUGCCCUCGCUAUCAAGCUCGUCAAAGCCGCAAACAUCCACCCAAUUAUUGCAACGGCCGGCAAUUCGAGCGAUUUUGUCAACAGUCUUCUCGACACUGAGAAGGGCGAUGCUCUUGUUGAUUACCAGCAACCGCACGACAAGUUUGUAGCCGAGAUCCACUCGGCUAUUGUCAAGGCCGGUGGUGGUCCGGCUUGGUAUGGUUUGGAUUGUGCUACGAAUCAUGACGGUGCUCCCGAGUACAAGGGUGUCCUAGACGGCGCCUUGGGACUGCAGGCUGGUUUGGAAGACUCGGCCGGAAGAAAGCCGCUUGUUGCUACCGUUCAAGCUGGAUCCAAGUUUACAGGUCAUGUAGACGGCGGUGACAUCAACGUCAUGGUCGCACACACUGGCAGCAACGAAGAGAAGUGUCUUGCGUACACGGCCAGCCGACUCUUCGCAUAUGGCCUGGCUAGUGGCUGGUUGACGGGUCAUCCUACAGAGGUGGUAGAGGGAGGUUUGGAAGGAGUGGGAGAGGCUCUUCGAAGACUCAAGAGUGAGCAGGUCUUUGGAAAGAAGUUGAUCAUUAAAAUCGGAGAGCUGUGA